Molecule: messenger RNA, 1048 nt
Organism: Stegodyphus dumicola
Lineage: Eukaryota; Metazoa; Arthropoda; Arachnida; Araneae; Eresidae
Product: GATA-type zinc finger protein 1-like
Biological process (GO): spermatogenesis; oocyte development; regulation of transcription by RNA polymerase II
Cellular component (GO): nucleus
Molecular function (GO): sequence-specific DNA binding; zinc ion binding
Source: RefSeq, a predicted model, not a curated record
UUUAGAAAUAAGUUUUAAAAAUUCACAAAUUUUUUUGUAAAACAUUUAUUGUAAAAUUAAUUUCCUGAAGUCCUUUUCAAAUCUUUACGUAAUCACUAUGCAAAUGAAAUGUUGGCUUUUGUGAAUGGCGAUUACGCUGCCUUUUGUGAUCAGUACUCUGAAGGUGAUAGAAACGUGUUAAACUGCAGGAAUUUUUCUAAAGCUUCUAAAGUUAAUUUGGAUUUUUACGAAGAUAAAGAAUAUGUAGUAUUCAAGAAUAUAGCCAUCUUUUCUAGUAUGGACCUGGAUUUUUCAGACAGUUUUUCAGAAUGCUCAGAAAACAGCCAAAUGGAGAGGACAAAUGACAGCAACGAUUCACUUACAAGUUUAGAUGAAGUGUCCGAAAAUACAAAAGUUAACGAAAUUUUAGGUAUUUCAAGAUUCAACGAAACUACUCCGAAAAAUGAAAUUAAACGUGUAACAAAUGGUGGAGUCUUCGGAUCAAAGAAAAGGAAAAGUUCUACACCAUGCCGUUCAUCUCCGCCAGAUGAUCCCAGUUUUCGUGGAGUAACAAUAACGAUGGAGAAUAAAUUUAUCGAUUCUGAAUGGAAACUGGUUAUCCACUCUACCUUUUCAUUAUCGCCAAAGAAGAAAAAGAAGAGAGUAAGAACUUACGUUGAUAGUUCUGAAGAGGAAGAAAUGAAUACCAAUUAUUAUCAAGCACCAGAAGAGAAACAUUGUGCCUCUUGCAGCGCCAAAAAAACGCCCCUAUGGCGAGACGCCGAAGAUGGUACACCUUUGUGCAAUGCCUGCGGAAUUCGGUACAAAAAAUACAAACUAAGGUGCGGCACUUGCUGGCAUAUUCCAAAGAAAGACGAAUUCAGCCCUACCUGCAGAUUCUGCGGAUCUUUCUAUCAGUAUGUGUCGCUGCGUCGUUGACUGUUGAUUCAACAAAAACAAAAACAUGCUAGCGUGUUUACGUCGAGAAAAUCUCUCAUUAAUUUAUUAUUUGUGUUAAUAAUUUUCCUUUGUACAGUGGUUCAUGAAUGCAAAUUAAAUUUAUUCUCGU